Penicillium subrubescens is the source of this 3689-nucleotide messenger RNA. RefSeq names its product putative serine-rich protein. The record is from RefSeq and is a predicted model, not a curated record. The transcript is spliced from 3 exons. Bases 589 to 2850 code for a protein of 753 amino acids. NCBI's taxonomy places the organism in Eukaryota, Fungi, Ascomycota, Eurotiomycetes, Eurotiales, Aspergillaceae.
CUUCUCUUCUCCCCUUCUUCCCUGUUGUCGUGUGUUUUUUUGCAUGUUGUUGUUGCCGCCAGUCGUUCUGCGUUCCCCGUCGCUCUUUUGAAACUCUUUAAUGACCCUCCCUUCUUGACGCUCACUAAUGUCGCUCUGAAACGAUCAUACUCUUAAUUGCUUGUCCUUGACGACUUGAACGCUCAUUGAUUACACUUCUGACGCUCUUUUCAUGAAGAAUUUGACUACCCCCACACCACCCCUAUAGACGAGUAUAGAGUCUAUAUCCACACAUACCCACCACGAACCACCCUCAUUACCGGCCACUCCGGAUUAUUACCAUCAUCGAUCUCCUCGUGCGAUUCCACAUUCCUUACAUCGAACCAAUCUAGGAAAACAAAAACAACUCCCCUCUUUCGGUCAACGUCAUUCUUGUUUAUGAUUAUUGUAUCGGCCCAUUGCUAUUUGCGUCGUCUGUCUAUUAUAUCACUAUUUGCAUUCUUCAUUACGGUUGGCACAUACACCACCAGUUUCGCCAACUUCAUCGCCUGUCUCUGGACGAUGCGCUAAUUUCUCGACUCGACAAUCUCGACAACCUCAACUUCGACAAUGCCGACAACUAAACAGUCAACGUCGCCUCCUCCACGGCGGCGACGAGCUCUGCAAGAGCGCAGCUCAGCCCACAACAAUGAAAGAUCACCAACUCGGUCAAUCCAGUCACUCCGCAUAGUCUUCGGGGAGAAAGAAGAUGCCGAAAUGUAUGAAGCCACGCCAUUUCCCACCAAGCCAGAACAAAUCUUGCUGCCGAUUCCCGGUAAAGGCCAGCAGCCAGGGUAUAUCUCGGAUACCGGCUUCAGCUAUGCAGAUACCCCCGGUCCAUCCUGGUCAUCGCCCACAUUCAGCCAUGCCGCGGCCAGCAGCACGCGAGACCUGUCCAUUCGCGAGACAUGGGAUGUAUCCUCCACCGUGGAUACAGUCAAUUCACCACCACAGUUGUGGGAUGAUCCUACAUCCAGCAAGUCCUCAUUGCCGGAGGUCAGCCCAAUGACCAAACAUGAGGAGUAUACAUCAGACGGGCCCGAUGAGCCGGAGUACUCAGAUGAUGAAAUGAUAGUCCUGCCCACCGCGACACCGACUAUCAAAGCAGUCAUCUCGGAACCUCCAACCUCGCCCAAGUCUGUCAGGGAAGAAGAUCAAUCGAUCAUUGGUUACUCCAGUCCCAAUAUUGAGCAGAUCGGUGCCCCAUCAAGCCCUAAUUUCGAACCCAUAGGCGCACCGUCGAGCCCCAACUUCGUGACGCUGGAUAACUCGAGCGUCAACUUUCUGCCAACUGGUACAGCCAACUCAGACUCGGAGCCGCGCUCCAACUCGCUGUCAUCGUGGAAUUCUCGUGGCACAGCCGUUCGUCACGCCGGUGUUACCGCGGCCUGGAUCCAAACGGCCGGUUCGUCCGAGCAAUUGAGCACUCGCUCGCCAUCACCAUUCUACUCGAGCCCGCCAUUGCGCUCAGUCUCCUCGUUCCGGACGCACAGCAGACAACCAUCAGCCAGUCGAUCCCGCUCCACGAAUUCUUCGUCACGCAGUUUCCGCUCAGUCUCGGAGAUGGCCGCUGCCAUUGACAGCGGUAUCCCAAUCCAGUACCCACGCAUUCGAGCUCCAUCGUCCAGCUCCCGCGCCGAUACCUCCGUAUCCUCAGACCGAGAUUACACGCCAGUCCGCGACUUCACCCCCGGCCCAGCCUCCGGCCGCUGGAACCCGCAUCUCUCCCGCGUCUCAUCAAACUGGUCCGACGAAGACCUGGCAAACCUCGCCGCUGCCGGCGAAGCCUUGUCCACCCCAGAGCGCGAGAUGUCCGAACCAACAGUCCCCUCUGCAGCCCUAACCACCCAAACCAGCAGCAACUCCAGCGAUUGGAUGGCAACAGACAGCGACGAAGACGAGCGACAAGACAGUCUGACAAACCUGCCCCCACGCCCGGGGUUCCCAGGAAGUCUCUCCUCGGGCUCCAAGCGCAGCAACAGCAUGCGCAGCCUCAAACGACCCGGUACAGCCUCAAGCACAGUCUGGCACAUCCUCCCCACCUGGGCUAAAAUAUACUACCGCGCCGACGCACUCGGCCUGAACUCAGCCCUCUCAAUAAUGGACGUCAGCAGACCCGGCACCUCCAACUCAAGCGUCUUCAAUUUCAAUCUCAUGCCCACACCACUCAACAUACCCCGCGGCCGAUCUCCCGAACGACCCCGUUCCCCGAACCGUGCCCAAUCACCCCCUCGACCCGAAUCGAAAUCACCCCCACAAGCAGUCCUACCCGCGGUCCAAGUCUCGCAAACAUCUCUCCCCCAACGACCAGGUGCAGUCCGCUUCGUCCAGCGCCGCAUAGAAAGCGACCCUCUCGACCCGCGCGCACACUGGGUCCCCUCUCCCGAGGAAGAAGGCCAAGUCAUCGGCGGUGCACCGCGUCAUCGAAUGCGCCAUAGCUGGUCGCCGCAUUUAUACACGGAUCGAAAGGGUAUUCCGCAUUCGACGAGUGCGUGGACGGCGCCGUCGUUGGAUUCCACGAAUGAGCCUUUGUUCGGGAGGAGGAAUGUUCAGGUUUAUUCGUUUUGUUUGGGGUUUAUUUUUCCGCUUGCAUGGAUAAUCGCAUCAUUCCUCCCUCUACCGCCUAUGCCGAAACUCGUUCCCGAGAUGACAAUGAACACGGACGAUGAUGUCGAGAUGGCGCUAGAAUCGCAGUUGAUGGCGCUUCAGCGUCGACGACAUGAAAAUGCACGGUGGUGGCGGAAUUUGAAUAGGUGGAUGAUUUCGCUUGGUGUGGUGAUUAUCGUUAUUAUCAUCGCGUUGGCUGUUAUUGGUACCACUACGGGCUUUUAAUAUUUUCGUUUCUUUUGGACUUGACUCGACUCGACCCCUUUUUCGCUUUCCUUUCUUUGGGACUAUCUCCGACUGCACUUGCACUUGAUCGACUCUAUUCUCCAAUUUCGGGACUUGGCUUGACUUGACCCCAACUACCAAUCUGGUAAUUUUCCUAUGCGACCUCUCACCUCUCACCUCACUCAAUCUGCAACUGCACCUUCGACUUUGAUUUCAACUUUACCUUGAUCUUCAGCGACGAAACUUCACUUCACUCCGCAUUAUAUCUCCGACUGUCUCUUAUGGUUACAUUCACAUUCACUACAACAACCCUUGGAACGAUGAUUUCCAUUCCUAAGGCGCUGUUUGUUCAUUCAUCAUUCUCUUCGCUGGACAUUUUAUCAGAUACGACCUACACGACACGAUUGUACGCACAUACAUAAUUUAUUCCCCCACUCACGCACGCUUCACUCGAUACUUCCUUCAACUUUGGUUACUUUGCGUCUUCGUUUUUGGUUUGCGUCUUAUUUUAUCUCUGGUUAGAUUUACUCAGAGAGGAACAUUUGUUUGAUUCGUUACUUUUUUUCAUUUUAUACUCGAUUCACGUCUUCUUUCUGGUUUCAUUUUACACUUGACAUGUGUUACUUUCGAUCUUGAUCUUGACUUUGAUCUCAACUCUGACUUGACACUUACAUUUUUCUUUCUUGAUUGCAUGUUGCAUCUGUAUAAUGGAUAUAUGCUUUCAUUUUACCAAUGUCUCUUUUGCGCUUGAUAUACACCUUGUGUACUCAUAUUUGUCUGAAUCUAUCUGUAUUAGAAUUCAAUUUCAUGAUUCAACACUUAUCAUUGAAACAUCGUAA